Messenger RNA from Lepidothrix coronata (blue-crowned manakin), 3500 nucleotides. RefSeq names its product astrotactin 2 (gene ASTN2). NCBI's taxonomy places the organism in Eukaryota, Metazoa, Chordata, Aves, Passeriformes, Pipridae. Gene Ontology annotation, molecular function: protein binding. The transcript has 20 exons. The record is from RefSeq and is a predicted model, not a curated record. Gene Ontology annotation, biological process: neuron cell-cell adhesion; neuron migration. Bases 90 to 3005 code for a protein of 971 amino acids.
UGCUGCUCUUCGUCCGCAGCGAGCUGCCCGGCCGCGUCGCCGUGCAGGACGAUCUGGACAACACCGAGCUGCCCUUCUUCACCCUCGAGAUGUCGGGGACCGUGGCUGACAUCUCGCUGGUGCACUGGAAGCAGCAGUGGCUGGAGAACGGCACCCUGUACUUCCACGUCUCCAUGAGCAGCGCCGAGCAGCUCUCCCGGGCCACCCCCCCCAGCCUCCAGGAGCCCUCGGAGAUAGUGGAGGAGCAGAUGCACAUUCUUCAUAUCUCAGUCAUGGGCGGGCUGAUCGCGCUGCUCCUGCUCCUCCUGGUGUUCAUGGUGGCCCUGUACGCCCAGCGGCGCUGGCACAAGCGCCGCCGCAUCCCGCAGAAGAGCGCCAGCACCGAGGCCACCCACGAGAUCCACUACAUCCCCUCGGUGCUGCUGGGCCCCCAGGCCCGCGAGAGCUUCCGCAACUCGCGCCUCCAGGCCCACAACUCCGUCAUCGGGGUGCCCAUCCGAGAGACCCCCAUCCUGGACGACUACGAGGACGAGGAGGAGGAGGAGACCCCGCGGCAGGCAGAGCCCAGCACCAGGGAGGACGAGUUUGGCAGCCAAGUGACACGGACACUGGAGAGCCUGGGUCGGGGCGGGGAGGAGAAACCCGACUACGAAAAGAAAGCUCCCGAGGUGACGCAGGAGACGGUGGAAUCCCUGAUGCAGAAGUUCAAGGAGAGCUUCCGCACCAACACGCCCAUCGAGAUCGGGCAGCUCCAGCCCGCGCUGCGCAGCACGUCCGUGGGGAGACGGAAACGCCGGAGCCGCCCCCGAGGUGGGAUCGGGUUUGGACGUGCCAAAGGAAACUCUGGCUCAGAGGCGGAUGAUGAAACCCAGCUCACCUUCUACACGGAGCAGUAUCGGAGCCGGAGACGAAGCAAAGGUUCCAUGAAGAGCCCUGUCAACAAGACGGCGCUGACCCUGAUCGCGGUCAGCUCCUGCGUGCUGGCCGUGGUCUGUGGCUCGCAGCUCUCCUGCCCGCUGACCGUCAAGGUGACUCUGCACGUACCCGAGCACUUCAUCGCCGACGGCAGCAGCUUCGUUGUGAGUGAGGGGAGCUACUUGGACAUCUCCGACUGGCUUAAUCCAGCCAAGCUGUCCCUGUACUAUCAGAUCAAUGCCACGUCCCCCUGGGUGAGAGACCUCUGUGGACAGAGGACCACUGAUGCCUGUGAGCAGCUCUGUGACCAAGACACAGGAGAGUGCAGCUGCCACGAAGGGUACGCCCCAGACCCCGUCCACCGGCACUUGUGUGUGCGCAGUGACUGGGGACACAGCGAAGGGCCGUGGCCCUACACAACGCUGGAGCGGGGAUAUGACUUGGUCACAGGAGAGCAGGCGCCAGAGAAGAUACUCAGGUCUACCUAUAGUUUGGGUCAAGGGCUGUGGCUUCCAGUCAGUAAGAGCUUCGUAGUGCCCCCUGUGGAGCUUUCCAUCAAUCCUCUUGCCAGCUGCAAGACAGAUGUUCUGGUGACGGAAGAUCCAGCAGAUGUCAGGGAAGAAGCGAUGCUGUCCACCUACUUCGAAACCAUCAAUGACUUGCUCUCCUCCUUCGGGCCGGUCCGGGACUGUUCCCGCAACAACGGCGGCUGCACCCGCAACUUCAAGUGUGUUUCGGAUCGCAAGGUGGACUCCACGGGCUGUGUGUGCCCCGAGGACCUCCGACCCAUGAAGGAUGGCACCGGUUGCUACGACUACUCCAAAGGGAUCGACUGCUCAGAUGGCUUCAACGGGGGCUGUGAGCAGCUCUGUCUCCAGCAGACCCUCCCUCUGCCCCACGACCCCUCGUCCAGCACCAUCUUCAUGUUCUGUGGGUGCGUGGAGGAAUACAAGCUGGCCCCAGAUGGGAAGUCCUGCCUGAUGCUCUCUGACAUCUGCGAGGGCCCCAAGUGCCUGAAGUCGGAUGCCAAGUUCAACGACACCCUUUUUGGGGAGAUGCUUCAUGGCUAUAACAAUAGGACCCAGCAUGUCAACCAAGGCCAGGUGUUCCAAAUGACUUUCAGGGAGAAUAACUUCAUCAAGGACUUCCCACAGCUGGCUGACGGGCUCCUGGUGAUCCCGCUGCCCGUGGAGGAGCAGUGCCGUGGUGUCCUCUCGGAGCCCCUUCCCGACCUCCAGCUUCUCACUGGGGACAUCAAGUACGACGAGGCAAUGGGCUACCCCAUGGUGCAGCACUGGCGGGUCAGGAGCAACCUCUACAGGGUGAAGCUCAGCUCCAUCACCCUCUCUGCAGGCUUUGCAAACAUCCUGAAGAUCCUGAACAAGGACAGCAGCCGGGAGGAGCUGCUCUCCUUCAUCCAGCAGUUUGGCUCCCACUACAUCGCGGAGGCGCUGUACGGCUCCGAGUUCAGCUGCACCAUCCACUUCCCCAGCAAGAAGGUCCAGCAGCAGCUCUGGCUCCAGUACCAGAAAGAAACAACUGAGCUUGGGAACAAGAAGGAGCUGAAAUCCAUGCCCUUCAUCACGUACCUGUCAGGCCUGCUGACGGCACAGAUGCUGUCUGAUGACCACCUCAUCUCCGGUGUGGAGAUUCACUGCAAGGAGAAAGGGCGCUGCCCCUCCACCUGCCACCUGUGCCGGCGCCCCGGGAAGGAGCAGCUCAGCCCCACACCGGUUCUGCUGGAGAUCAACAGGGUGGUGCCUCUGUACGCCCUGAUCCAGGAGAACGACACCAGGGAGGCCUUCAAGGGAGCCCUGAUGAGCUCAUACUGGUGCUCGGGGAAAGGCGAUGUUAUCGAAGACUGGUGCAGGUGCGACCUCAACGCCUUCGAUGAGAACGGACUCCCGAACUGCAGCCCUCUCCCUCCGCCUGUCCUGCGGCUCUCCCCCAACGUGGAGCCCUCCAGCACCGUGGUCAGUCUGGAGUGGCUGGAUGUGCAGCCUGCCAUUGGGACAAAGGUGUCUGACUAUGUCCUGCAGCACAAGAAGGUGGAUGAGUACACGGACACAGACCUCUACACAGGCCUCUAAUGCCAGAUGACUUGAUUCCUGCAAAUACUUUGUGUAGGUUUGCAGAGGUGCUGACUGCUACAGCUCUCAAAGGCUUCACCCAACCAAAAAUCCUGCCCUGGGUGUCCCCACCAUCAUCCACCCAUCCUGCUGCACCAAAACUCAUCCCAUCUGAGCAGCAUCCACAAAAACAGUAACUCAACCCCAGAGGGGGAAUCUUUGGGAGGUGGCAUGUGGGAUUUGAAAUUUGGAUGGCUUUUAAUGGAUGUUGGCACAUUGUCCUUCCCCCUCAGUCUCUCAGCUGCUGGCAGGGAGGAGCAGGUUGCUCCUGGUGCUGGGAGGUUCAUCACAGGUGUUGGCAGUGUGGCAGCUCUGGGCUGGGGGAUCCAGCAAGGCUGGAGAGCUCUUGAGGCUGCUGCCAUUCAUCCCUUGGAUCUCUUGAGUUUAAAUGAGUGAGUUAUUUGUGCUUGGACAGUGGUUUUGUUUGCUUUGUUGCAUUUGUAGCCAUUUCUUAUU